GCUCGUAUGACAAUCCUAGAAAUUUUCGAACGGAUAAGCAGCUGCUGCUAUCUCCAGCAACGGCCACCCAUGUCCACUUCUUUCUGCCUCCGUCUUGCUCUUCCGAGCACCCUCUACAAAGUGUCAAGACCCAGAAACGAGAAACCCCAAAUUCGCUGCAUAGGAUGGGAUCCGGAAGGCAUCCUUGGACCUCCCAAGUCGGGGCACAUCGCGAGGCUAGAAUUCAAAAGACGCCUUGAAAAGGACGCCGAUGCUCGAGAAGCUUUCGAACGCCAAGUCCGUGAGGAGAAGGAGCGUCGGCGAGUUCUUCGUGAGUCGCGGGAGGCGCCGGAUACUUUAGAGGACUUGGUUGAGUAUUUUCUUGAUACUGAAGCUCAGGAGAUUGAAUUUGAGAUUGCAAGAUUGAGACCACGAUUAAAUGAAGAAUUCUUUGCUCACCUGAAAUUUGAAUUGGGGACAUUGAGGUUUGCAGUGUCCAAGACUCAGGCUGUCGAGGACAGAGUAAUCGAGCUGGAAUCACUUGAAAAAGCCCUCCAGGAAGGAAUAGAAGCUUAUGAUAAAAUGCAAUCCGAGCUUGUAAAAGCAAGGGCAUCCCUGGUGAAGCUUUUAUCGUCAAAAGAUGUCAAUGCUACCCUUCUGGACAUGGUCGAGCAAAAUGAGUUGAACCGAUCCCUGCUGGCACUUCUCGAUGAAAACAUCGGGACAGCAUAUUGGGGCAAUCAGACACAAGCUGCGGAGUACAUGGAAAAAAUUCGCAAAGCUAUGCUCAAGUAUAUUACAGUUUGAUCGACGUAGCUGGGCAAGCGUGUCUGUUUACUUCCAAUCCAACCUUGUACUGCUUGCUGCUGAUGUUUCUGGAAAUUUUGAGCUUCAAGAACAAGAGAGGAUAAUCGAUAAUGGAGGAUGGAAUAGAAUUUAGUUUGGGAUUUUCUCAGGGAUGGAGAAUGUCCUCUGUUCUGAAUCCCACCAUUAGACAGACAAACAUUGUAGAAAAACAAAAAAAAAGACACAA
Andrographis paniculata is the source of this 1012-nucleotide messenger RNA. RefSeq lists its product as uncharacterized. The record is from RefSeq and is a predicted model, not a curated record. Gene Ontology annotation, cellular component: chloroplast stroma. The transcript has 8 exons. Bases 7 to 786 code for a protein of 259 amino acids. NCBI's taxonomy places the organism in Eukaryota, Viridiplantae, Streptophyta, Magnoliopsida, Lamiales, Acanthaceae.